AUGGAUGGCGGGCGUGCCAAUAUAUCGGACAAGGAGUAUGAGACAUACCAUCAGCGUUUCCGACGCAUAUUCCGGUAUGGUUCAGGAGAGCCUCCCCCAACACAUUACCUUCCUGGAAACCACGACAUAGGCAUGAUUUACAACGAGUUUUUUGUUACGCAAAGACUUGGUACCUCUGUGUGGUUCUCAGACCGCGCGGACGAGCGUUACACUUCUCACUUUGGCCCCCAAAAUCAGAUUAUUGAUGUUGAAAAUCACACCCUCGUUCUGAUUGAUGCUCCUAGCCUUGUUGAAGAGGAAGAGGAACGUACUUAUCGUGGCCAGACCUAUGAGCUCUGGGCAGCCCACAAUCCCAAGGGCACAGUUGCAUUCCUGCGGUCCCUUGGUUCACAACAGCAUAGCUUGUCGACUGUUCUCUUCACGCAUAUUCCCUUGGCACGACCGGAUGAUGCACCGUGUGGGCCGCUCCGAGAACGCGGUACAAUUCGUAGUGGUCGGGGCUUUGGUUACCAGAAUACUCUUGCCCCGCAAACAUCACAAUUUCUCCUCCAGACAACACGUCCUAGUCUAGUGCUAAGUGGUGACGACCAUGAUUACUGCGAGUAUGAGCACACCUACAACGAUAUCGUCACCGAGACGCUAGUGAAUGUGACAGAGGUCACUGUCAAAACGUUCUCAAUGGCCAUGGGAGUGCGAAUACCUGGUUUCGAACUUCUGUCACUUUCCCCGAAUACGCAGUCAUCGGUGGAAGCAGUCGCCACUUCACCAUGCUUCCUCCCAGACCAGCUCGGCAUCUAUUUGUCUACUUACGUUCCCUUUGUCAUCUUCAGCCUAUUGCUCCUGUUUGUCUCCAACGCUCAUCGUGUGCGCACGCGUGGGCGAUUUGUCUCAUGGGCUCCCCUGCCGCUAUGGCUGCAGAGCCUGCCCCGGGGAUGCGCGGUGACCGCUCGCGGACGAAGACUACGAGUGACGUUCCCUUUGCAGGAGUUAGUUGAUGUUGAUAGAGAUGAAACUGUAUUUGCGACCAAGACCGAGAGUCGUAUGCGAGCACGCCGGGGACUGCUCCAUGGAUGGUUGGCUGAGGUCGUGCGGGUUGCUUGGAUGCCACUCAUUUGCUUCGUGAUAAUUGCAUGGCAUGUUUCUUAA
Messenger RNA from Fibroporia radiculosa, 1146 nucleotides. RefSeq lists its product as uncharacterized. The record is from RefSeq and is a predicted model, not a curated record. The transcript is spliced from 5 exons. The coding region runs from base 1 to 1146 and encodes 381 amino acids. Gene Ontology annotation, biological process: GPI anchor biosynthetic process. NCBI's taxonomy places the organism in Eukaryota, Fungi, Basidiomycota, Agaricomycetes, Polyporales, Fibroporiaceae. Gene Ontology annotation, cellular component: endoplasmic reticulum.